Messenger RNA from Oncorhynchus kisutch (coho salmon), 2377 nucleotides. RefSeq names its product G-protein coupled receptor family C group 5 member D. The record is from RefSeq and is a predicted model, not a curated record. Gene Ontology annotation, cellular component: intracellular membrane-bounded organelle; plasma membrane; signaling receptor complex. Gene Ontology annotation, biological process: G protein-coupled receptor signaling pathway. Bases 431 to 1810 code for a protein of 459 amino acids. Gene Ontology annotation, molecular function: G protein-coupled receptor activity; protein kinase activator activity. Lineage: Eukaryota; Metazoa; Chordata; Actinopteri; Salmoniformes; Salmonidae. The transcript has 4 exons.
UCUCUUCCUGCUUUCCCUCCCUCCCUCUUGCACUGCCUGUAAAUGAUAUGGGAACAUCCUUGAGUUAGGAGGCACGUUCAUACAUAGAUGACUGUCUGCUGAUGCAUCAGCUGAGAGUUUAUUGCAAAUCUCAAGUGGAACUACAAGUAGGAUCAGAAAUAACCACCGACCACAGAGGUGGAUGCACUGAAGCCUCAGGAUAAAGGAAUGUCCUGGGUGUUACAAUCCCUUCGCACUCUCUCUCUGAUCUUUAUUCAAAAACACCUUAAUUGAUUUGAUUGUCCUAAAUACCGCUAUGCUCUAUAAAUAAAGAUAUUCAGAGUCAAAAAUACAUGCUCUCAUGGAUGCUACUUUUUCCAGGUAGCAAAGGCCCAUCUGAGCAGGGAGUAUACCAUCAAAACAGAAAACCAGAGAGGAAGGACACAACAACAUGCAGACAAAGCAAAACAAAAGGAUGGUCUUUCCAUUCCAGACACACAAAUCUCUUUUUCUCAUCCUACUAUUCAAUGUCCCACUUCCCAGCACAUGUCAGACCACACUGAAUGCUGGCACCCUCAACCAAACCAUCCAUACCAGUGCUGCCACUAGCUCUAAUGCUAUCCCCAAUACCAACACACACAUUCCCACUGUAAAAUCCACUAUCAACCUAGGCACCACUUCCUUCCUCCAGCGCAACUCUUCCUCAAACUUUACUUCCCAGGAUGCAAUCCUGGGGUGUGGGGCGGAUCUGGACCCCGUGUACUCCUACCUGUGUGACCGUCAGGCGGCGUGGGGUAUCGUAGUGGAGAGCCUGGCCUCACUGGGUUUUGUGGUCAGUUCAGGGCUGCUGGUGGGGCUGCUGUUCUGGACCCUGUGGAUGUGUGUGUCGUCCCACCAGCGCAGGGGCAUCGGGGGGAGCGUAGCCUCCAUGGCUCUGUUCCUGCUCAGCACGGCGGGGGUCUUCGCCCUGACCUUUGCCUUCGUCAUCCGCCUCACCACCCAGACAUGCCCCACGCGCCUCUUCCUGUUCGGGGUGCUGUUCUCCCUGGCUUUCUCCUGCCUGCUGGCUCGCUGCCUGGCCCUGCUGGGCUUCUCUGUGGCCCGAGGCUGGGGGGAGGCUGGAGUGGCCCUGGCCCUCUUCACCCUCCAGGUGGUCAUCGCUACAGAGUGGCUGAUAAUCGUGCUGCUACGGGACGGCCAUCCCUGCAAGUACUUCCAGGGGGAGUAUGUCAUGUUGCUCAUCUACGUGCUGGUUCUGCUGGCUGCCGGCCUGGUCCUCUCCCUGUGGUGCCUCUGCCGCUCCUGUCUCACCUACAGCUACAGCUACAGCGGAGGCAGCCGCCGACAGAGCCAGGUCCAGGCCACGCUGCUCUGCCUCACCCUGCUGCUGUCUGCUGCCAUCUGGGUGGUGUGGAUCGCCCUGCUGACCCGGGGUAACAUGGAGAUGGGCCGGCGGCCGCAGUGGGAUGACCCAGUGCUGAGUAUAGCCCUGGUGGCCAACGGCUGGGUCCUACUGCUGGGUCAGGGACUAGCCCAAGUGGUUCUCCUCUGCAGGUGGGAGGCCAGCUCCAAGGAGGGCCCCCUAGACUUUGGCGGAUGGACCAGUCCCAACGCCAACCUGCCAGGGCUGGGGAGCCUGAAAGAAGGGAGGGAGAACAGAAGCUUUGAGAACGACGGCAGAAAACAAGACCCCAUUUUCCAAUCACCAUAUGAGUCUGGAUUCUCAAUGACAGAAAUAGAUCCUGACAAAGAUUACUCCAUCCCUCGUCCUCAGACCACCAACAUCAGCGAGCCCUAUGAUGUAUACUAUGGACACAGCCUGUCUGAUUAAGAUCACAUUGCUCUUCAUGUACACACACCCACACACAAAGACAAAAAAAUAAAAUAAACCUUACACAUAUUAGCAGAUGCUAUUGCGGGUGUAUGUGACUAAUACAAUUUGAUUUAUACACGCACUCUCACAUGGCCCAGAAAUGUUUUGGAAGUUCAGCUACAAAUGUAUAUUUCUUGAAUAGAACCUGCAUUGCAACAUGAUUCCCAUAAUUACGUGACUAAGGCCCCAAUUGAUUAAUUUAAUGUUUCUUUACUCAGGCUGGAUCCAGAUAGAAUGAGCUUACUGAAUCUGACCUAAUGUGACAAGUGUCUAAUAGUCUCAGGCAGGAGGAGGCGUGAAUCUGUCUGUAUCAGGGUGCCAAACUGCAGGGAUGGGCAGGGGCAGCGCCAGGCAUGUGUGAAGGAGAGACAGGACCUGGCAGCGAUAAAAUAGACCCUUGUCACCAUGUCUUAACAUCUUAACAUCUUUUUACAUCCCACUUUAGAAAUACAUGUUUAAAUCAAUGUUAUGAUAUGCAUAUUGUGCAGUUGAAAAAGUGUUAUUAAAAUGGAAUGUUAAAAGGUA